ACUCCUUCCGCCCCUCCAUGGCCUGGUCUGCACCUGCUUGAUUGUAGCUAGGGUUUUUGGUCUCUUCAUAUUUUCUCCUGUCCUUCACUAAGAUUCUUUAUUCUUCAAUCUCCCUUAAAGCUCGGAAUAAAGGGGAGUUUAAGCACGCUUUGGAUGGAACCUUCUUUUAUACUGCAGCGAUUCCGUAAUGAUCGCCGCAAGCUUCUCGAAUUCAUCUUUUCGGAGGGGUUAAUCAAAGGUCCUUCGGGCGAUUUGCCCGAUCUAUCGGGCGUGGACUUGGACAUCGUUAGUGCGGACUAUGUGCUCGAUUGCGUCAAAUCCGGCGGAGCUUUUGUUCCAGGGGAUGCGACAGCGAGAUAUAACAGCGGACUGGGCUCGCCAAUUAUGAUAAGCACACCAUCCAGAAACUCAUUCUUUCUUCUUUCCAGACCAGAUUUAUCAGGAUAUCCUCCUCAGCGAGUUGCUCCUAUGGUGGGGGCAAAGACAACUAAUGAUCAUUUAUCAUCUUCAACAAGUUCAGUUGGUGUAGAAUUUAUGGUGUCUAUGCCUGAUUCAAAAAUAAGCAAUUCAGCUCCGACCACCAUAUCACCUCAACCAUCAAAGGAUGUGAAAUUUUCCUUAGGCUUACCCUCUUUCCGUGCAGGACUCUCUGAUGAUGAUAUGCGGGAAACGGCCUAUGAGGUGCUUCUUGCUUCUGUUGCACACUCUGGAGGACAAAAGCCCUUUUUAGAGGAAAAAAAGAAGGAACGAAAGUCAAAGUUUUUGAAGGGACUGAGAUCUCGGAGGGAUGGUUCACAUUUUCAAUCGGAUGAAGCCAGUUCUGACUUGAUGGACACAAUUCGUGGACAAUUGGAGAUUUCUGAAGCAAUGGAUUCGUGGACUAGGAAAGGUUUAAUGAACUUUUGUUUGCGGUCUAUGCCGAAUCGAGCUGAUGUUCCACAAAUAUCUGUGGAGCUCUUAGGUAGCCUUUCCAUUUCAGAUUUUCCCACUGAGAGGGUUUAUACGCAAUGGCAAAGGAGACAGGUAGAUAUACUUGAGGAGCUACUUACAGAUCCAACCAACUCUGUUGCCAGUGAACAGCAAAUGCUUUCUUAUCUUCUUUCAAAUAUAAGGAACCUAGAGGAAUGGGCAAAUUUAUCUCAUGAGGUGCGCACCGAUACUCUGGAUUGGAUAGGAAAAUUCAUUUCUAGGAUGUGCAGUAUGCCUGAAAAACUUGGUGUUUCAGAUGUUGCCUAUUAUUGGACUGGCAGUUAUUACUUUACUGUAAAACUUUAUGAGAAGUUACUCUACAGUGUUUUUGAUAUCCUCGAAGAUGGUCAGAUAGUAGAGGAAGCUGAAGAAAUCCUUGGUGUUCUGAGGAUGAGUUGGUCCAUGUUAGGUGUUACUCAAAUGAUGCAUGAUGCAUUAUAUGGUUGGGUACUUUUUCAGCAGUUUGUCCGAACAGGUGACUUUUUGCUGCUAAAAUACACAAUUGUGGAGGUUCAACGGAUGUUAUCUAAUAAACAUGGUGCUUCUGAAGUGUCAUGUGUGAACAUUGUUUGUUCAGUAGAAGUCUAUGGUUAUAGAAGAGAUUUAAAUUUGGUAGAUGCUGUUCUUUUUAAUAUCUACCUUUGGUGUAGUACUCAACUAGAAGAUUAUCACCUUAAUUUCUCCUUGGGGGAUUCUCAGAUUUUUGAGGGCAUCCUGACUCUGGCGAUAAUUUCGGCCAAAAGGUUUUCUAAUGAUAUUGCAGAACCAUCAGAUACUUAUCCAGAGGCUGAGACUGAAAAUGGCGUUACUUUUAAGCUAAUUCGUGUAUUUAUUGCCAGAUCCAUUCAAGCGACAUGCCGGCGGAUCCAAGAUGCCUUGGAUGUCAAUUCUAAGAGGGAACAGAAGCAUCCCUUGGCUCUAUUUGCGAAGGAAUUGAAGCUGUUUGCUGAGAAAGAGUACACAUUGUUUACCCCAAUAUUAUGUCGGCAUUAUUCUAAGGCGGGGAUUGUCUUUUCUGUUAUUCUUCACCAGUAUUAUUGGGAACAAUUGAUGCCUUUCUUGGACGGCAUAUCAAGUUUCUCAGAAAGUGCAAUUUCAGUGCUUUCAGCAUCUUAUAGCUUAGAGCGCUUUCUGGUUCAUAUAAUCAAUUCUAUGAGUGGCGAGAGCAAACCAAUACCUAUCACCAAUUUUUUUGAUCCUUACCAGAUAAGACCUGUUUGUGCUCCACUUAUUCUUCAUUUGGUGAAUGUUAGACACGAGAAGAUCUUGGGAUGGACUGAACGUGCUGUCCAUAUAGAGAACUGGGAGCCUUUGUCAUCUCAACAGAAGCAAGCAAGUUCAGUUAUUGAAGUGUUUCGAAUCAUCCAGGAGGCUAUUGAUCAAUUCUUUGAUUUGAUCCUUCCCAUGGAAACCAUCCACUUGCGAUCUUUACUGAUUGGGGUUGUUAGAAGCCUUGAAGCUUAUCUACAACACAUAAUCAGCCACCAAGUUGAUAAAAGCUUUUUAUAUCCCAGUCCUCCCACAUUAACACGAUAUAAGGAGGCAGUCAAUCCCUUUAUGAAGAAAAAGCCUGUCGAAUGUGCUACUCUGGAUGAGAAAGUAGUCAGUCAGAUAGACAAUUUGACCGUACCAAAACUUUGUGUUAAGCUUAACACACUUAAAUACAUUCGGGACCAACUUGAAGAAUUGGAAGCUUCCAUAAAGCAGUCUUGGGUGGCUAUUCAAACUGCGAAUCAUCAAAUUUAUGGAUACAAGGAGGAAUUCACGUACUCUAAAGAAUCAGUUGAUGAACUGUUUACUGUAUUUGAUGACAUCAGAACUAGUGCCAUUGGUGCAAGUGAUGUGAUCCUUGACUUUAUAGGAACAAGGGCCAUAUUCUGGGAUAUGAGAGAGACAUUCAUUUAUUUAUUGUACCGAGGUGGUGUCAAAAGAUUUCGGCUGGAUGCUUUUCUUCCUGAACUAGAUGGAAUACUUGAUCGCAUAUGUGAUUUGAUCAUCGAUGAGCUUCGAGAUCAUGUUGUCUUAAGCAUUUGCAGAGCAUCAAUGGCAGCUUAUAUUUGGGUAAUGCUGGAUGGAGGCCCUUUUCGUGCAUUCUCUUACACAGAUGUAGAAGUUUUACAUGAAGAUCUAAAUAUGCUAAAGGAUCUCUUUGAAGCAAAUGGUCAAGGCAUCCACUGUGAUGUAAUUAAAAAAGAAGCACAACAAGCUGAAGAGAUCUUAGAAUUGUACGGCAUGAAGGCUGAAACAAUAAUUGAUAAGCUGAUUAAUUCAAGCAAGCAAACUUAUGAUCAAUAUGAUCACAAGAAACCGGGAAACAGAAGCGCAAAAGAUGCUGAUACUUUCCUGAGGGUGCUUUGUCAUAUGAAGGAUGAAAAUGCCUCUGAAUUUUUAAGAGUUAGAUAUCAACUUCCAAAGUCUUCAGACUAUGAAGAAACUUAUGGACAGAAGGAGCAAACAUUUAAAUCACCUUUUCUAUCAGACAUCCUCAAAGGAAACACUUCAAAUGGGUGGACAGAAACAGGGCAGAGAAGCUUUAGGAUUAUGAAGAAAAAAAUUCAGGAGGCUACCUCUGAAAUCAGGCAAACUCAAUGAUACUUCUACCAGCGAAGAUGUUAUUUCCUUCAACCCAGCCCUGCUUAAUCAUGAUAUUUAAUGAAGCAAAUUAAAU
Messenger RNA from Phalaenopsis equestris, 3637 nucleotides. RefSeq lists its product as uncharacterized. The record is from RefSeq and is a predicted model, not a curated record. The transcript is spliced from 27 exons. The coding region runs from base 154 to 3561 and encodes 1135 amino acids. Lineage: Eukaryota; Viridiplantae; Streptophyta; Magnoliopsida; Asparagales; Orchidaceae.